Molecule: messenger RNA, 1634 nt
Organism: Coccinella septempunctata (seven-spotted ladybird)
Lineage: Eukaryota; Metazoa; Arthropoda; Insecta; Coleoptera; Coccinellidae
Product: GILT-like protein 1
Exons: 4
Coding region: 181-927 (248 amino acids)
Molecular function (GO): oxidoreductase activity, acting on a sulfur group of donors, disulfide as acceptor
Source: RefSeq, a predicted model, not a curated record
ACACCGGCUGGCGGCGUCUCCGCAGAAUAACGAACGACGUUCACUUGUUUGCCUACACCCACCGAGCGGUCCCAGAGGAAGUACCGUUACCGAGCAAGAGUCAGCUUCUGUCGAGCCGCUUUUGUUGUUUGUACCAAGCCUUCUAGUUCAAGUCCGGUUUGUGCAGUUUCCCCUGGAAAAAUGUCCAAGUUGAUGGUUUUUCUCGCCGUUCUGGCCGCUGCCCACGCACAGGCCGAGCACGACCACCACAGCCAUGAGGAACACAGGAUUAGUGUUGCAGUGUACUAUGAGGCCCUUUGUCCUGACUCAAUAAAAUUCUUCACCAAACAACUCUACCCAACUCUGAUUGACCCCAAUCUUGGACACUACAUCAAUUUGACUUUGGUACCCUACGGAAAAUCAACAACAACCGAUGACAAUGGUCAGAUCAAAUUCGACUGCCAUCAUGGAGAGGGUGAAUGCAGAGGAAACAAGUUGCAAGCCUGUGCCCUUAAGCAUAUCGAAGAUGGCAAAAAUUCCGAAGGUCUGGGAUUUAACAAAAUGACAGCAGCCUUCAUAAACUGUCUCAUGGGAACCGUGGAGAGAAAGGCCAACGAUACCAAGUACCCAACAGAAAGCUGUGCUCAGAUGAGCAACGUCACAAUUGUACCUGCCCUGGAAAAAUGCCAAGGGGAUGCUGAAGGUUCAUCCCUUCUGAAAGAACUGGGAGAAAUCACUAACAAACUGAACCCAAAACUGACGUCUGUACCUACCAUCGUUUUCAACAACGAGCAAAAAGAGGAGGAAUCCAAACUGGCCAACGAUAACUUCGUGAAGGCACUCUGCAAACAUAUCCAGGGAACCAAACCGAUGGUUUGCAACGGAGCCGCAUUCUUGGGGCUCAACAGCCUGUUGGUUCUCUUCGCUUUAGUCAGCUAUUUCUUCUGAACUUCCAUAACAAAUUGAUGUCAUCCAUUCGAUCGCUAAAUUUUCGACCAAAAUUUUCCGAAAGACUCUGAAUGCCUUCGAACAAGUGGAGAUUAUUUUUAGAUAGUACGUUUUCACUUGAAUAACUGAAUUUUAUUAGAGUCCAUCCCCUAUGUCUAGGUUUAAUUGUUUGUACUUAACAUAUUCCGUAAAUCGUACAUAUCCCAGUACUUAACAGUUUUCGAAUAAUGUGGUUGAAAUGUCGGUGUCUUAAAUGUAGGAUUAGAAUGUACAUCAGCUUAUUUUAGAUUGUUUUUUAACGUCUUGCAUGUCCAAAGGCAGUGCCAUUGAAAGGAAUAUUUAAAAUCUACCUCAGUGGUAAAGCCAUUGUGCUAUGGAUACGCAUACAUAGAUUUUGUCAAAAUAUUUGUGAUAAUAAUAAAUCGGUGGUACCUAUUUUAUUACAAAUUCAUUUCAUGCCAAAGUCGGCUAUAAAGUAAUUCAUGAUCUAUCUUUGAAACCUUUAAACUCCAAAGUAUAUAAGCUUCACUGCUUUAGAUGUGCAUACUUAAAAGUGGGUGUGAUAAACCUAUAAAAAGGUCAUUUUUAGAAUUAAUUACUAUUUACUUCAGCAGAUAAGUCUUUUAUAGUUUCAGAUUGAUAGUUUUUAUAAUUAUGUAUAUGAGAUUGUAAGGAAUUAUAAAAUUUCAAAUAAAAUUCUUAAUUUA